Molecule: messenger RNA, 1506 nt
Organism: Aureobasidium musti
Lineage: Eukaryota; Fungi; Ascomycota; Dothideomycetes; Dothideales; Saccotheciaceae
Source: the annotation of a GenBank genome assembly
AACUCACUCCUUCCUUUGUCCACUUUCUUACUCUCUCUCUUUGGACCGGCAUCCAUGGAUUUGCUAGUUCCUGCAUCUAGCCAGGCGCAGCCCAGAAACAUCCCCCUCGUCUGCGGAAUAUGCCCACGCAAGCCCACCUUCAGUGACCUAUCCCAUCUGCUCACCCACAUCAGCAGCAAGGCUCAUUUGUCAACCUAUUACAAGCUCAAGGUCCGCUCGGGUUCUGAUGAUGCUGCUCGUCAAUCCGUCGAGCGCUACGACAUAUGGUACGUCGAGAAUGACAUCGAGUCUUUCAUGUCCGAACGUAUGAAGCACAAGGAUGAACGCAAGAAGAUCAAGACCGCAUNNCAAUCCAACCUCAAGGCCAUCAAAGAGNAGGUUCACUCGCCAUCGAUCACUCCUUCGUCGACAUCUUACGACGACACCGCCUCGGUCUACCCUCACCCGUACGCUGCAUUCGCACCGAUGUAUAGCUGGGCGGCACAUCCUUACCUCUACCACAGACAGGACUCAGCAUUCGUCGAGGCAGACGAUCGACAGACUUCGAGUGAAGUCUCACUCGUGCCACGAAAGCGUAAGGUCAAGGCUGAAAAGUCUCACGGUGGAGAUGCCGGUGAGGACGACGACGACGAUACCAGCAAGCUCAAGGGUAUUGUCUGGCCAGGUAUGGGCCUCUUCGACGCAGCCACUCCAGAGUUGAAGAAGAAGCGUAACCAAAAGAAAGACGUUUCUGUCAACGAUCGUCUUGCCACCAUGUCCGAGGGAAUCCAGAAAGAAGAGCUGAUCUUCAGCCCAUCUGGUAGUCUCUGCAAGAAAAGAGUCAUCUCUGGCCAACCACAACCUGAGGACGAUCUGCUACCAGGCGAGGAGUUACCUGCCCGCCCAGCCAAAGUCAAGAAGGAACCCACAAAGAAGCCUCGUGAAGCCAAGAAAUCUCUUGACAAGAAGCCUCUGAAAGACAAGGACCCCAACGCCAGCACGAAGCCCACUCUUCGCCUGGUAGCCAAGAAGAAAGUCCGCAAGCAGGAAGCCGUUGCUAUCACCAAUGCAGCUUUGCAAGAAGAGAAUGCCGCCGAGGAGGAAGUGUCCCUCAAGACCAGACGCAACAAGCGCAAGAAAGCACCCAUCGACGCAGCCGAGGAGGAAGGCGAUGCUCAGAUGGACAUGAAAGAAGCCACAUUCGAGCAGCCUGUUGUCAUGACACACCUUACCUCUGGCUAUCAGCAGGCUCCGAUGUACGUCGCAGCAGCACCCAUGGGAUUCAGAGCAGCCGAGCCCACCUACAUGAACAUGACGGGCCAGAGUUACUACCAAUUCCCGGCUGGACAGAACAAUCCAUUCUCGUACGACCCAUCUCCCUUGACGACAUGGGACUACUUCGGAUACGGCAUGGGAAGCAGCAUCGGAAAUCCUCUGUUCUCUGGCAUGUACGGAGGCAGCUUUGGAGACGAUGAUGAAGACGAGGACAACGAGGGUACCAUCUCGGCACCAAUCUCGGAGUCGUGA